Jaculus jaculus (lesser Egyptian jerboa) is the source of this 6805-nucleotide messenger RNA. RefSeq names its product fibronectin leucine rich transmembrane protein 1 (gene Flrt1). Bases 1138 to 3162 code for a protein of 674 amino acids. The record is from RefSeq and is a predicted model, not a curated record. Lineage: Eukaryota; Metazoa; Chordata; Mammalia; Rodentia; Dipodidae. Gene Ontology annotation, molecular function: protein binding. The transcript is spliced from 4 exons.
GGUCCUCUCUCGGCACCCCCUGGGUGCCCUCGGGCUCCGGUUCCCGCCUGCUCCUUGGAAUAACCCCUGAGGCUCCAGCCAUCGCCGCAAAGUUUCCCGAGGAGACCCGCCUCCCUGGCCGCUGCGCAGGUGAGGAAGCGAGUGGAUGAGGACUCCUCUCUGGACAGACAAGCCCAAGGGCUGAAACAGGAAUAGCAGGAACACCCCACCCUCUCCUCUCCAACUCAAGAAGCCUCUCUCUGUCCAAGAGCAGCCAAGCAGACUGGCCCCUGAGCUGCCCCCCCCCCAAAGCGGCUCCCCAAAGCGGGGCACACGGGCCUGACAGCUCAGCAGCGUGAAGCGAGGCGAGGCGGCUGCAGCCCAUGGCGAACAUCUGAACUCCUCUGAGGGGUAACAGCCCCCUCUCACACACACACAGCUUGAGUGGCAGGAAUACCGAUUCUUUGGAGAGUGGCUCCCUCUCAGCUCUGUCACGCAAGAGUGCUCUCUGCACUGAGCCCAUUCUGCCAAGUGACUUAAAGGGAUUUUAAAAAGAAAGAGAAAAAAAAAAAAAAACCUUGGUAAAGAAAACGGGGGUAACAGCCCCACAGCAGCCUUUCAGAAGAGGUGGCAGUCUUCAGACAAAAGGCCAAAGUUACAAAGAGCUGUAGUGGAAGUGGCCGCAGUGAGAGGCCACCCUCCCCGAGGACAGGCACUGGGCUGUAGGACAUGCCCUGCUCAGGAAUCCCCAGGGCUGCGGGGGGGUCCCCUGUGUACCCAAAGUGUAUAUCCAUCCCUUGCACCAGGGGGUAAAGCCAGUAGCACCCUUGCCUCAGGGUGCUGAAGAUGCAGCUUGGGACCCACAGCCUCAUCUGAGGCCCAGAAGACAGAAGCGCGGGCGGCUCUUCCUCCCCAAACACCCCAGCGCUGCCCACUGCUCCAGCUUUGCAGUCUAAACAAGUGGCUCUGGGCCUGUUAGUGCCCUGGAGCCGGGGAUGUGAACGUGACAUGGAGCCACUGCUUCCCUAGGAGCCACACUGUCAGCAGGGCCUCUGGAUCAGCGACCCCAGUGGGACCCAGCGGCUCUGGGGGCCACAGCAGCACAGGAGGUGUUAAGGCCCCAAGUCGGGUGGGUCAGGCCUCCUGCAGCUAUCCACCAUGGUGGUGGCACACUCUACCACCACCACUACCACCACUCCUACAGCCACUGUCACAGCCACGGUCGUGAUGACCACAGCCACCAUGGACCUGCGGGAUUGGCUAUUCCUCUGCUAUGGGCUCAUUGCCUUCCUGACGGAGGUCAUCGACAGUACUACCUGCCCGUCCGUGUGCCGCUGUGACAAUGGCUUCAUCUAUUGCAAUGACCGGGGGCUCACAUCCAUCCCCGCAGACAUCCCCGACGAUGCCACCACCCUCUACCUGCAGAACAAUCAAAUCAACAACGCCGGCAUUCCCCAGGGCCUCAAGACUAAGGUCAAGGUGCAGGUCAUCUACCUGUACGAGAAUGACCUGGACGAGUUUCCCAUCAACCUGCCUCACUCCCUGCGGGAGCUACACCUGCAGGACAACAACGUGCGCACCAUUGCCAGAGACUCGCUGGCCCGCAUCCCGCUGCUGGAGAAGCUGCACCUGGAUGACAACUCGGUGUCGACUGUGAGCAUCGAGGAGGAUGCCUUUGCCGACAGCAAGCAGCUCAAGUUGCUGUUCCUGAGCCGGAACCACCUGAGCAGCAUCCCAUCAGGGCUGCCCCAUACCCUGGAGGAGCUGCGGCUGGAUGACAACCGCAUCUCCACCAUCCCAUUGCACGCCUUCAAGGGUCUCAACAGCCUGAGGCGUCUUGUCUUGGAUGGCAACCUGCUGGCCAAUCAGCGCAUUGCCGACGACACCUUCAGCCGCCUGCAGAACCUCACAGAGCUCUCACUGGUGCGCAACUCGCUGGCCGCCCCGCCCCUCAACCUGCCCAGUGCCCACCUGCAGAAGCUCUACCUGCAGGACAAUGCCAUCAGUCACAUCCCUUACAACACACUGGCCAAGAUGCGUGAGCUGGAACGGCUGGACUUGUCCAACAACAACCUCACCACGCUACCCAGAGGUUUGUUUGAUGACCUGGGGAACCUGGCACAGCUGCUGCUCAGAAACAACCCCUGGUUCUGCGGCUGUAAUCUUAUGUGGCUGCGGGACUGGGUGAAGGCGCGGGCGGCAGUGGUCAACGUGCGAGGCCUCAUGUGCCAGGGCCCCGAGAAGGUCCGGGGCAUGGCUAUCAAAGAUAUCACCAGCGAGAUGGACGAGUGCUUUGAGACGGGGUCACAAGGCAGUGCAGCAAAUGCGGCUGCCAAGACGACAGCCAGCAAUCAUGCAUCCGCCACCACACCCCAGGGCUCACUCUUCACCCUCAAGGCCAAGAGGCCAGGGCUGCGCCUGCCUGACUCCAACAUUGACUAUCCUAUGGCCACAGGGGAUGGCGCCAAGACUCUGGUCAUCCAGGUGAAGCCGCUGACGGCAGACUCCAUCCGCAUCACGUGGAAGGCCAUGCUCCCGGCCUCCUCCUUCCGGCUCAGCUGGCUGCGGCUGGGCCAUAGCCCAGCAGUGGGCUCCAUCACAGAGACCCUGGUGCAGGGGGACAAGACAGAGUACCUGCUGACAGCCCUGGAGCCCAAGUCCACCUACAUUAUUUGCAUGGUCACCAUGGAAACUGGCAACACCUAUGUGGCUGAUGAGACACCUGUGUGUGCCAAGGCAGAGACUGCUGACAGCUAUGGCCCCACCACCACACUCAACCAGGAGCAGAACUCUAGCCCCAUGGUGGGGCUGCCCCUAGCUGGCAUCAUUGGGGGCGCUGUGGCUCUCAUCUUCCUCUUUCUGGUCCUGGGGACCAUCUGCUGGCAUGUGCACCGGGCUGGUGAGCUGCUGACCCGAGACAGGGUCUACAAUAGGGGCAGCAGGAAAAAGGACGACUACAUGGAGUCGGGGACCAAGAAGGAUAAUUCCAUCCUCGAAAUCCGUGGCCCUGGGCUUCAGAUGCUGCCCAUCAACCCUUACCGCGCCAAAGAGGAGUAUGUGGUACACACCAUCUUCCCCUCCAAUGGCAGUAGCCUUUGCAAAGGCGCCCACACCAUUGGCUAUGGCACCACACGGGGCUACCGGGACGGUGGCAUCCCUGAUGUGGACUAUUCUUACACUUGAUGCCAGCUGUCCUGGCUUGGCCAUGUGGCUCUGCCUAGCCUGCUGUGACCCAAGAGCCAGGAGGAGAAAUUCCAUGAUGAUUUUCCCAGCAGAAAGCAAAGUUUUGGAAGGGUUGAUGAUUUUUGUAGAACACAACAGUGGAAAACAAUUUUUUUUUUAAAUAUAUAGAAGGCAGGAGGGGGAUUUAGAGUUGUUGGAGACAAUUUAUACUGGGUCACGCCAGUUGAGGGAAAGACUAAAAAUAACAUCGCAGGAAGGGCUGGCUUUUCUUUUUCUUUCUUUUUUCUUUUUCUUUUUUUUUCCUGAACUGGAAAGAUACUACCUGUACAACAUCUGCGUACACCUCAGGCUCUGUUUGGGGCCAUCACAAAAGAACCAUCAGAGAGAAGCAGUUGACACAAGGAGCCCCCACGCAGCCACCUUGCUGCCGGCUGCUCGCAGGCAACAACCUGAUGGAAGGUUUUUGGGUUCCUCACAAAGGAGCUGGAGGAAGAAAAGAUCUUUUGCUAUGGAGAUAUUGUCCUGAAAUCUCUUCCCUCAUUUUUUUUUCCACGCCAUUUUUCUUACCGAUCUGCAGAAAUAUGACGUCUUUUACGGCGUUCUCAGAACAAUGCUAUAGUUGAUUAAAGAAAGAAAAAAAAAAAAAACCCUGAACUUUUUCUUCCAGUGCUGAAGUUCCAUUCACCACACUCUGUAGGAGCUCGGGUGGAAGCUGUAGCGGAACCACGUGGUGGUUCUUUUCUGCCCACCUAGCUCCGUGUCGUGUCUCUCGGUAGAGAUGGGUAGAUAGGGCCAUGUGUACUGCCCUUUCAGUACUCCUUGGGUCAGUCCGUACCAUUUCCUGAGACAAUAGAAUUGCAAAAAUUUUGCUUUUUUCUAGAAGUCAUUGAAUAAGUAGGCCACGUGUUGGGGGUGGGAGUGAGGUGGAGGGAAGAGCCUCAGUCUGGGGGUGGGGUCUUGCUGUUGUUAGGUGGUGGCAUGUGCAUUCCAGGGGUGGGGUUUCCGGAGGAGCUGGCCAAGGGUGCUUUAGUUCCAUCCCAUCACAGCCUGGCCAGGGCUGGACCACUCUCCUGUCUGAUAUAAAGAAAAACUUUCCUUGAUGGCAGAGGGCCCUCAUCUGCCCAUCCCCCAGUAGAUUCAUUCACCUUGCUAGCAUUUACUGUGUAUUUUCUCCUGGGACAAGAGUGCAGGGACUGUUUUUAUAUAUACACAUAUCAGCUGACUUAGACCUAUUGGUUUCCAUGGCUGCUCAAACAAAGCCCAGUUAAAAAAAAAAAAGACAGAAUUUUUUUUUUUUUUUUAUAAAAUCCCUGGGAAACAUUAGCUCACAUACACAUACACCCUAAUGUAGAAAUCCAGCCAUAACAAUGCCUGGGACUCCACUAUCAAGAGGGAGAGACCAGCUCUCUUUGUAAAAACGCCAGCCUUGAAAAGGGUACUGAUGGGGCCCUUGGAAUAGUUAAGAUUUUAUUUCUUCCCCAUGGAAUCAAUGUUGCUAUCAUUUGUCAACUGAUAGUAUGGUGUGGUGAGCCAUGAGAUUAAAACGAUGGUGAAAUAAUGACAGCAAAUCUGGAAAGGAGGGAAGAGCAGUGCCCAGGGUUCUGAUGUCAGUUGCGUCCCACACUCUGGGAGCUUGGGUCACUAUCUGUCAAUGCAUCACUUUGCCCUGCACCAGGAAAAAAAAAUGUCAUCAGAGAAAGACACUGCUCUGAGGGCAGGAGGAUGAGACGGGGCCCGGCUCCAGCAGUGGCAUUUUCAAAAGACCUCUGCCACUUUGACCAAAGCAAAGGCAGGAAGAGAAAGCCAGGCGGCUGCUACUGGGCUGCCUGCAACGUGCCUGGGUAUCGUCUGCUUGCUGGACAUUAAAAGAGCCAACCAGCCCUUCAGUGAAGAGAUCAGAUUGAAAGACGUGGACUCAGCAGGUGCCCCAGGGUAGCAGAACAAGGCACAGGUUGCUGAUCGCAGCCCAAAGGGUCGUUUUACAAAAUGGAGACCCCAACGCUUCAACCCCAGGGAACAGCCAAGGGGUAUGGACACAGAUCACUCCAAACAAGACCUUUCUUUUCUUCUUCCACCUGAGUCAUUUUUUCCAUAGAAUGAGAUCAUGAGAGAAAUGUUCCCAAGCCUUCAUUUCAGGGCUCUAUGGAGAAGGUCAAGGGGCUGGCAACGAAGGGUUUCUCUCAUCCUGGUGGCCAGCAAGGAGAGAAGCUCAUCUGGGCAAGUUCUCCUCGAAGCACUUGACCCCCUCGGCCUUGAAUCCAUGUCUCCGGCAUAAGCAGAUGGAAAAGACAGCCUUGGCAAGAUCUGGCAGCCACCUUAGCCUCAAUGGGUGAUGGAAACUAGCAGAAAACUGGAUAGGCCCAGGGGGGCAAUUCAGGGGACCAAAAAUCCAAGGCAACAGCCAGCCUUGCCUGCCACCCCCCCAACUCCCACCCCCCAGCCCCCGCCUGAGCUUAAGAGUCCCCGCACCCCAGCCACCCGCCUGGAACUAAUCAGGCUUUCUCCUCAAGAAAGAAAAACAAACGAGACAAGAACAGACAAUCAAAGCCACAGCAGGUCCUAGGCUGCCACAGCUAAUCCCCUGGGGCCCAUCAUUCCAGGAAUCUCUCACUUGCCCUGGAUGGAAAAUAAGCUGGCAGGGUCCCCACUAUCCCUCCUCCAGAGGUUCUGGGCUUAAAAGGGGGUGGGGUGCCACACACACAAAACCCAAAUGUAGCCUUAUACAUUUUUCCCCAACCCAGCAUAGACGCUUCCGGAUGGUCUCAGUAGAGAAGCCACCUGGGUGACCAGGGCAUCGUGUAAGAACAAGACCCCAUGUAAUCCUGCCCCUAAUGGGAGACUCGGAGCAGCGGGGAGAAAGCCAUGGGCUCAGUGAAGGUUUGUCACCUGAGGGAGAGACAUAGAAUAGAUGGCACCAGCGCUGGUCUCCUCUGUUAGCUGCAGAGACCUGUGCCCCGGGGACACAAUUCUGCUGGCUGGGAGCCACCAGCAGGUGUGAGCAGGGACUGAGAUGCCAAAGGCACAGGUCAGCUCAGAGGAUCUCCAGCCCAGCAAGAGAACCUCAGAGUGGACAGUUUGCCAGCUCCCAACAGUACUGCCCUCCGGGUGUGCAAAGGGUAUGUGAACUCAGCAUUGCCAAACAUCCUGGUAAGUCCCUCUGCUAGAGAAGGUGGGAUGCCUCGCCAGCCGAGGGCAGUGGGGGCCCUGCACCCUCAACUUCCCAAGCCUCUGGCCCUCCUCAGCCUCAGAAUCAGCCCCAUGGGGCCCCUUGGCUGCACCCUCCUUGUCUUUUCUUCUUUUUCUCUGAAGGGCAGAGCAAUCCCGGGGGUCUGAGUGAUGGGAAAACCCCUGCUGCUGCUGCUGCUGCUGCCGCCACGACCACCUGAGACCUGGCAGGCUGGUGAGGCUUUGUACCCACCUGCCUCACUCCUGACUCUACCAUCAGACAGGGGUUUUCGGAAAACCACGAACAACACACAAACACCCACCACCACGACAACAACACAAACCAAAGUGCACUGCGAACCGCCCUUUGGCCUCCUUCUUGUAGGUGCCUUGAAACUUCAAUGUUGAGAUGAAUGUGAUUAACUACUUGGUCCUAUUUUCUGUUUGUCUGUUUUCAUAUAAAAUGUCCAAGUCCAUA